This is a messenger RNA of Parnassius apollo (apollo), 576 nucleotides long. The record is from the annotation of a GenBank genome assembly. NCBI's taxonomy places the organism in Eukaryota, Metazoa, Arthropoda, Insecta, Lepidoptera, Papilionidae.
AUGGGCACGAAGCGGCCGGGCAUGUCGUGCAGCAACUGCCACACGACUGCCACGUCGCUGUGGCGCCGCAACGCGCACGGCGAGACCGUCUGCAACGCCUGCGGCCUCUACUACAAGCUGCACAACAUCAACCGCCCGCUCGCCAUGAAGAAGGACUCUAUACAGACAAGAAAGCGAAAACCAAAGAAUAGUAUGAAGGCAGAAAGAAGUCUCAGCAAAAGUAGCUCGCAUGCAGCGCACGCAACACAUGCAACGCACGCGUCACACGCGACGCACGCCGCGCACGCACCGCACUCCGCGCAUUCUGUCGCAAACACCGUCAAAAUCGAGAACUUGUUGGAGAACAACUCCGGCUUAAGCAAUACGGGCGGCGUUGAGAACCGGGCGGCGCUCGCGCUGGGCUACUACGUGCAGCACGCGCUCAAGCAGGAGGAGCCGCCGCCUGCGCACGCACACGCGCACACGCACGCGCACACGCACUCGUACGCACACACGCACACGCUGGCCGCCGCGUACGAGGACGAGUACCGGCGUGCCGACGCCGAGCGCGGCGCCGCCGUGUCGCUUGCGAGCUGA